Glossina fuscipes is the source of this 1407-nucleotide messenger RNA. It is a transcript of the gene ninaE, whose product is annotated as opsin Rh1. The transcript has 6 exons. Gene Ontology annotation, cellular component: membrane. The record is from RefSeq and is a predicted model, not a curated record. Gene Ontology annotation, biological process: G protein-coupled receptor signaling pathway; phototransduction; visual perception. NCBI's taxonomy places the organism in Eukaryota, Metazoa, Arthropoda, Insecta, Diptera, Glossinidae. Gene Ontology annotation, molecular function: G protein-coupled receptor activity. Bases 146 to 1273 code for a protein of 375 amino acids.
ACCGCCAGCGAAUGCAGGUUGAAAAGUGACAUCGCCACGAAUAGUCCUCACCGUCGUGGAGAUUUUUGUCGAUAAAUAAAUAAAUAAAAAUAAAAACAAAGAGGAAAAAAAAAAUUUUAAAAAUAUUUAGUAAAGUUUUUCAAACAUGGAAAGCAGCUAUGGAGGAGCACCGAUUAUCGGACCUCAUUUUUCCGCCCUUGCAAAUGGGUCGGUUACAGACAAGGUAACACCCGAUAUGGCACACCUAAUUCAUCCCUAUUGGAAUCAAUUCCCAGCUAUGGAUCCAAUGUGGAAUAAGAUACUGACAACGUACAUGAUUAUGAUUGGCUGUAUCUCGUGGUGUGGAAAUGGCGUGGUGAUCUACAUCUUUUCCACAACAAAAUCACUGCGUACACCUGCCAAUCUAUUGGUCAUUAACUUGGCGUUGUCAGAUUUCGGAAUGAUGGUGGUUAACACGCCGAUGAUGGGAAUAAAUUUAUAUUUUCAAACGUGGAUAUGGGGUCCGGGCGGUUGUGAUGCUUAUGCUGCCUUAGGUUCAGCAUUCGGUUGCAGUUCCAUUUGGUCCAUGUGCAUGAUCUCACUGGAUCGUUACAAUGUAAUCGUAUUGGGUAUGGCGGGUCGGCCGAUGACAAUUAAAUUGGCCUUAAUGAAAAUCGCAUUUAUUUGGGCUAUGGGCAGUGUCUGGACAUUAUCACCGAUCUUCGGUUGGAGCAGAUACGUACCCGAGGGCAAUUUAACAUCAUGCGGUAUCGAUUAUUUGGAACGCAACUGGAAUUAUCGCUCCUAUUUAAUUUUCUAUACCAUCUUUGUGUACUAUAUACCAUUAUUCUUAAUUUGCUACUCCUAUUGGUUCAUCAUUGCCGCAGUAUCAGCUCACGAGAAGGCCAUGCGCGAACAGGCCAAGAAAAUGAAUGUCAAAUCAUUGAGAUCGUCGGAGGAUGCCGACAAGAGCGCCGAGGGCAAAUUGGCUAAAGUCGCCUUGGUUACAAUUACCUUAUGGUUUGUGGCAUGGACCCCAUACACUAUCAUCAAUAUGGCCGGUCUAUUCAAAUUUGAAGGUCUCACGCCACUAAACACCAUCUGGGGUGCAUGCUUUGCCAAAUCCGCAGCCUGCUACAAUCCCAUUGUCUAUGGCAUCAGCCAUCCUAAAUAUCGCGUGGCUUUGAAAGAGAAAUGCCCCUGCUGUGUCUUUGGCAAAGUGGAUGACGGAAAAGGCGCGGCCAGUGAUUCGACCUCACAAGCCACCACAAAUGAAGCUGAAUCCAAGGCAUAAACAUCUCGUCGGCCUAAUUAAAAUAACAAUCUGAGACAAUUAACAAUAAUAACACAAUCUUAUCAUGAUGACUGCAGCACGGAAAGGAACUAAGCUUUCGUUUAGCAAAACAUUUCCUGAGAGUAGAGCAAAAA